AUGUCUCCAAACGAUGCUUCUACAGUAAAUAACGACUUCUGGGAAAUCGGGAACUACAAGACAAAUAUUACACGGAUUCAUCAAGGAUAUGAGCAACUAGAAGACAUAACACGUUUUAUUAAAGACCGGGUGGCAAUAGAAGCUAGGCGAGUUUCAAGAAUUCUUGAGUUCCAUGAUAUUUUUCAAAUUUUUAGUUACUCGAAACAAUUGGAAAAAUGGAAUUCUGAGUGGAGCUCCUAUGCUGAAAAGCACCUUAAGGAGACUUUAUCCCUGAAAAAGUCAUUUAAUUUGAUAUUAGGAGAAGGAAAGGAAUUAGCAAAAGUCCACUUUGGAAUAAAAGAACGUUUCAUUGAUGAGGGCCUAAGAGCAAUAAAAUGGGUAGGACAAAGCUCUCCAUUAUUGUCCUUUCAGAUAUUGAAGACCAUAGAAUUAUUCAAACGUGACAAUUAUCAUAAAUCAAAAUUACGAGGUUUUAAAGAGGCUAAAGAGAUUGAAGACGAAUUCGAGAAGGCACAGAAGCAAUGGAAGAAAUUAUUUGAGGGGUUACAGACUGCCAAACGCAAUUACCACUCACUUUCACGUGCCGAAAAAUCUGCCUAUAUUCAAUAUAUGAAUUCCAAAGCGGAUCAGUAUGUCGCGGACUGCUCAAGUGAGAAGUGUAAGGAACGUUUUGAAAAAUUUCAAGAAGAUAGGAAAAAGGCGAAAGGCAUUUAUGAACAACAAUUGACAGAUAUUAAAGCAUAUAUAGGGUGGCUUUUACAAUUACAAGACAAGCUGCGGGAACACUUUACAGAAUUAAACGACGCUUCCAUUGAAGUUGAUUUGCGACAAUGGUCGAUCUUGCACGGGAUUGAAUGUAAUACAGUUUGGCCUGAAUUUGAGGAAUAUUCUUCUGAAUUUCGACAAAUUCACAAUCCAAGUUCGGGAAGUAGGAAACACCGUCAAAAGGAAGCAACAGGGGUUAUGCUUACAAAAAAAGUGCCGUUGGGAGAUGAGGAGCAAGCAACGAACGAAAUAAGGAAAAGUAGGAAUGGGGAAUUAAAACAUCCAAGAUGCAAUUCUGAACCGAGAUGUCAUCACAAUUUAACUGCUAAUGUGGUCGAUCCAGAAAAGUCUUCACUUCCUGGUCCAGAUAAAUCUCUUUUCCUCGAUAAUGACUUGAAGAAUGGAGGCAGAAAAGAACCUUUUAAUUCGCUGGAAUCGAGAAGUGAAGAAUCUUCAAGAUGUGUUAAUCGUUCAACAAGUGUAAAUCCUUCAAUUAAGCACCAACAACUUCAAUAUACAAGUGAAAUUCGGCAUGAAAUAAACAAAUCUGCAGAGGAACCGUCUUCUUUAAAGGGAAACUCCCCAUGUUCUACAUCUUCGAUUCCAGUCGACCCCUUGCCCCUAAGGAGUGGUAGCGACGUUAAUAUUUGUGGUGUGGAAAGAAAGUAUUCUGUUGAAUACAAAACAUCAGCAGAGAGUGUUGAACAAUCACAUUUGCAAUUACCUACUGGACCAGCAAAAGUCAUUUACAAUUUCGAUCCAAAUGAGCCAGACGAAUUACCCUUAGUUUUAGGUGAGAUAAUAGAAGUGCUUUCGGGUCCAGAUAGUCUUGGAUGGUGCCUGGGUGUAAAACAAAACAAGGAAAGAGGUAUUGGAGAAUGUACUAAAUUAGACUUCAAGUUCAUUGUAGGUCUCUUCCCGGCAACUUAUGUCUCUCCGCAAAUUCAGAUGGAGAAGCAUAUACAGUUUAAAUGAAGCAUAUUUGAGAGACAAUGGCCAUUUUAUAACAAUAAAAUUGAGAGAUUUAUAAAUUUCAUUUUUUUCUUCACUAUAACAUUUAAAAUUGUCUGCAGAUAAAAAUACAUAUCAGUAUAGCACGAUUUA
This is a messenger RNA of Meloidogyne enterolobii, 1869 nucleotides long. The record is from the annotation of a GenBank genome assembly. Lineage: Eukaryota; Metazoa; Nematoda; Chromadorea; Rhabditida; Meloidogynidae.